AAUGCUGCAAGCUGACGCCGCGAAUACAACCGACUUCAGUAAAAGCCAUUCUGCCGUUCCAUUUAAUCUGAGCAUAAUGCUCAACCCGAUAGAGGCCGACCAAAUGGGCAAAGAGCGUAAGAGUGUCUCUACUGUGUGUACACAGUGUUUAUGGUCCAGCUUGAGGCGUCUGCCAUAUACGAUUAAACUAAACAAAUUCCAGAUCACUCUCCCACCGACUGUUCAGAUAAACGGAAGCGGCUGCUACAUUGCAAUCAUACCACAAUUAACUCGACCACGGCACUCUCAUAAAUCCAGUGACGACAUGCUUUAA
This is a messenger RNA of Drosophila nasuta, 313 nucleotides long. RefSeq lists its product as uncharacterized. NCBI's taxonomy places the organism in Eukaryota, Metazoa, Arthropoda, Insecta, Diptera, Drosophilidae. The transcript is spliced from 2 exons. The record is from RefSeq and is a predicted model, not a curated record. The coding region runs from base 2 to 313 and encodes 103 amino acids.